AUUUUUGUGUUUGAAGCGUAAUUAAUGAGGCAUUAAAAACGGAACUGUGUUUGAUUCAAGACAGUUCAUGCUGGUGUAUAAAUAUUUUUAACUUUUCGAAGUCGUCAAAAGGUUAAUAACAAACAUCGCUGCGUAGAAAGGAGCUGCUAGCGACCGAGCGGAUUCUGUUUUAAUUUGACUUGCUAGCUGCUGAAAUUUGCUACCCUAGCAGUCGAAGUCAAGACACCUGGCUAUGUCCAUUUGACUUAUUAACGAGUAUCUUUUGUCAGUAUACACAGUCAGUAAACUUUUGCAUUUGUAAAAGCCCUUGUGUUCAACCAAAAAGUGAAAUUAUUUGAAAGAGUCCAUCCAAAAUGAGAGGGAGUUCCUCCUAUGGGGAUAGGGACAGAGAUCGUGGACGGGACAGGGGCCCACGAUUUGGGUCCAGUCGAGGUGGACCUCCCCCCACGAAAAAGUUCGGUAACCCAGGAGACCGACUGCGCAAGAAGAAGUGGGACCUAGAUGAGCUGCCCAAGUUCGAGAAAAACUUCUAUCGUGAACACCCAGAAGUUCAACGUAUGAGUCAGUAUGAUAUAGAGGAUUUUCGCCGGAAAAAAGAGAUCACUGUUCGGGGCUCUGGCUGCCCAAAACCUGUUAUAAACUUCCACCAGGCUCAGUUCCCUCAGUAUGUGAUGGAUGUGCUGAUGCAGCAGAACUUUAAGGAGCCCACUGCUAUCCAGGCUCAGGGUUUCCCUCUGGCCCUCAGCGGACGGGACAUGGUGGGCAUCGCACAGACCGGCUCCGGAAAGACUUUGGCAUAUCUCCUACCUGCUAUUGUGCACAUCAAUCACCAGCCUUACCUUGAGAGGGGAGACGGACCCAUUUGCCUUGUCUUGGCUCCAACUCGAGAGCUGGCCCAGCAGGUCCAGCAGGUGGCGUACGAUUACGGCAAAUCCUCCCGCAUCAAGAGCACCUGUGUUUACGGUGGAGCUCCCAAAGGGCCACAGAUCAGAGACCUGGAGAGAGGCGUUGAAAUCUGCAUAGCCACACCCGGACGUCUCAUUGACUUCCUCGAGGCGGGAAAGACCAACCUGCGGCGCUGCACCUACCUGGUCCUGGACGAGGCCGAUCGCAUGCUGGAUAUGGGGUUCGAGCCGCAGAUCCGCAAGAUCGUAGAUCAGAUCCGACCUGACAGACAGACACUGAUGUGGAGUGCCACGUGGCCGAAGGAGGUACGACAGCUGGCGGAGGAUUUCCUGCGAGACUACGUGCAGAUCAACAUCGGCGCCUUGGAGCUGAGCGCCAAUCAUAACAUCUUGCAGAUAGUGGACGUCUGCAUGGAGAACGAGAAAGACAACAAGCUCAUUCAGCUAAUGGAAGAGAUCAUGGCAGAAAAGGAAAACAAGACUAUCAUCUUUGUCGAGACCAAGAAACGCUGCGAUGAACUGACGCGUCGGAUGAGACGGGAUGGGUGGCCAGCAAUGUGUAUCCAUGGUGACAAGAGCCAACCAGAGAGAGACUGGGUCUUAACAGAGUUCCGCAGCGGCAAAGCUCCGAUUCUCAUCGCCACCGAUGUUGCCUCUCGUGGUCUGGACGUGGAGGACGUGAAGUUCGUUAUUAAUUACGACUACCCCAACUCGUCAGAGGACUAUGUGCACCGCAUAGGCCGCACAGCUCGCAGUACCAACAAGGGCACGGCCUACACCUUUUUCACACCGGGGAACCUGCGCCAGGCCCGAGACCUGGUCCGGGUCCUGGAGGAGGCCCGACAAGCCAUCAACCCCAAGCUGCUGCAGUUGGUGGACACUGGCCGUAGCGGAGGAGGGGGUAAGAGCGGCAGGAUGCGUUACCGUGGAAGCGGUUCCGGCUCCAACAACCCCAACCUGAUGUACCAGGACGAGUGCGACCGUCGCAUGCGCUCUGUGGGCGGGGGUUCCAAGGACAGCCGAAGCAGCAACUACAGCCGCGACGGGCGGUCAGGUGGGGGCAGCCGGGACAAUGACAGGUCUUCCUCCUCCUCCUCUUCUUCCUACAGGGACCGUAGCAGGGACGGGCGGAACAGCUACAACUCCGGAACGUCCUACAGCGGCGGAGGCGGAGGCGGCGACCAGUACCAGAGUUACGGCGGGAGCGGUGGAGGCCAGUACAACUCAAGGGGCGGAGGCUCACAGGCCGGUGGGGGUAGCAGUGGGGGUGGUGGUGGCCAGGACCAGUCUGGUCCACCGCAGGUGCCUUUUGGUCAGCCCCCUCCACCUCCACCCCAGCCUGGGUCGGGACCCCAGCCCCUGAUGGCUCAGCAGUUUCCGCCACCUCCUCAACCCAUGAUGGGGUUCAUGGGUCAGGGUCCCUUCCCAUUCGCUCCGCCACCCCCACCUCCGCCUCCACCCAGAAAGUAAAACUGAGACUUGUAAGUCAUCAAUGUUUCACAGUUGUAAUCUGCCCUGUUUUCUCCUCCCACAAACGUGCUCAGUUUUUUUAAAAUACAUUCUUUUGCUCAGAAUCUGUUUCUUGUAAACCGAUCUUUCCUCCCGUUGAGGGUGGUACACAGCAUUUGACAUUCUGAGCAAGCCAGCAGUCAGUGGACUGAGGAGGUAAGGGCUACUAUUUUUAUUUUAUUUUUUUUGUCUUUUUUUUUUUUUUUUUUCUAAGAGUUAAUGAUCUGUUUGUGUGUUUGUAUUCUAGGCAUUUAGGUGCUUUAUCUGGCUGUGCUUAAAAUUUGUCAUCCCUCUCAAACUGAAGUAUUAAGGAUGACCAUUGAGAUGUUUUAAGCCGUCCUGGUAUAUUAAAACUGUGACGAUUUGGGGUUUGUUUUUUUUUUAGUUAGUGGGUGUGCACCUGUAAAA
This is a messenger RNA of Chanos chanos (milkfish), 2822 nucleotides long. It is a transcript of the gene ddx17, whose product is annotated as DEAD-box helicase 17. Gene Ontology annotation, molecular function: RNA helicase activity; nucleic acid binding; ATP binding. NCBI's taxonomy places the organism in Eukaryota, Metazoa, Chordata, Actinopteri, Gonorynchiformes, Chanidae. The transcript has 13 exons. The record is from RefSeq and is a predicted model, not a curated record. The coding region runs from base 354 to 2375 and encodes 673 amino acids.